CUGCUAAUCAUUCAUUUUAAAUUAGAACGGUAACAAAAACAAUCUGUGGCAGCUCUUUAUGUACCCAAGAACUAAAAGGUAAGCUUGUGCUGCGACACUUUUUGUUGCCGCUGCUCAUUUUGUAGUGUAUUUGUGCCUUUAUUUAUUGAAUACAGUGGAACCUCAGGUUAAGUACUUAAUUUGUUCUGGAGGUCCGUUCUUAACCUGAAACUGUUCUUAACCUGAGGCACCACUUUAGCUAAUGGGGCCUCCUGCUGCGGCCGCGCCACCGGAGCACGAUUUUUGUUCUCAUCCUGAAGCAAUGUUCUUAACCUGAGGUACUAUUUCUGGGUUAGCGGAGUCUGUAACCUGAAGCGUAUGUAACCUGAAGCGUAUGUAACAUGAGGUACCACUGUAUCUUCUUGGUGUCUGUCAUCUUUUAACAUGGGAAGCUUUCAGGUAGCCAUAAGAAUAACUGCGCCUCAUAGGCAUUUGGUGAAGGUGAAAGCCAUUCAAAGUGCUUAGCUGUUGGCAUUAUAAAUGUUAAACAUGAAGUUUGCGAGGAGGAUUUACACAGUAUGUGGAAGCUUCAGGUCAAUCUGUCUAUCCAGUAUUGGUAUACAUAUUCCAGUAAUAGUCCAUAUGGAGUAUCAAUGCAACUUAUCAGGAUGUGGCUGAGGAAGGGCAGGACAUUUCUGAGGUUGGGUCUGCAUGGGCACAGCAAUAGGAAUGCCACUGGUGUGCCCACAGUGCCCAGACCCCUCCAAAACCCCAACCCCAGCCCUGUCCAGGUAAGCUGCCCUGACGAGGUGAUGGAAGGGGGCGCUGCUUCAACACACAGGCUGCUACUAGUAUAUUACUUGCCUGUUUUCUCUGCCCAUUUACCUUCCUAUUUUAGAUUUUGUGAUUUUGUUGUGUUCACUCAAGACCUUGGGAACUGUUUGGACUUAUUUGCUGAUGGGAGAAAGUUGUUGCAUGAACUGGAUGGAAGCAUAGGAUGGCUGCUUGCAGUAUAAUUAGGUGCAGCCUUCCCUAACUUGGUGGCUUCCAUUUCCUAAUACAGUCGUACCUUGGAUCCCGAACACCUUGCAAGUCGAAUGUUUUUACUCCCGAACGCUGCAAACCCAGAAGUGAGUGUUCAGAUUUGCAAACGUUCUUUGGAACCUGAAUGUCCAACAGGGCUUCUGGGGCUUCAAAAUGUUCGGAAACCAAAGCGUGGCUUCUGAUUGGCUGCAGGAAGCUCCUGCAGCCAAUCAGAAGCCACGCUUUGGUUUCCGAACAUUUGGGAAGUCAAAUGGACUUCUGGAAUGGAUUCGGUUCAACUUCCAAGGCACAACUGUAAUCUGUAACAUAGAAUUGACAUUUAUUUGGAGUUGCCAUGUCUUCUUUAAUUCUCAAUUUCUUUCUACAUAUAAACUUAAAUUUAUUUCAUCUUCAAACCAAGCUUUCUUUAAUGUUUCUCCUGUGGGAGCACUUGUGAUGAUGAAGAACAUUAUUUGUCAUGAGCUGGAAUGAAUGCCAGGCACAGUCUCAGGUAAAUAUGAAAAACGACACCUUUGAACCAUCUGUGUUAUUUAUAUCGGUUCUAUGUUGGAAUAUUGCAAAGAUAGGCCCUCUCUCAACUCUCAUUUAUGCUGUCAGAUAGGGUCAAACUGAUGUAGAAGCAGUAAUUAGAUAGAACCUUGUGCAUAGUUAUGCAGGAAUCCUAAAAUCACAUACACAUGCAAGCUCAAAGAUGGCCUUUAUGUAUACCAAAGCUUUGCAUAAAAGGUAAAGGUAAAGGGACCCCUGACCAUUAGGUCCAGUCGUGGCCGACUCUGGGGUUGCGGCGCUCAUCUCGCUUUAUUGGCCGAGGGAGCCGGCGUACAGCUUCUGGGUCAUGUGGACAGCAUGACUAAGCCACUUCUGGUGAACCAGAGCAGUGCAUGGAAACACCGUUUACCUUCCCGCCAGAGCGGUACCUAUUUAUCUACUUGCACUUUGACGUGCUUUCAAACUGCUAGGUUGGCAGGAGCAGGGACCGAGCAACGGGAGCUCACCCCGUCACAGGGAUUCGAACCGCCGACCUUCUGAUUGGCAAGUCCUAGGCUCUGUGGUUUAACCCACAGCGCCACCUGCGUCCCUAAAGCUUUGCAUAGCAGCCCUUAAAGUAUUUUCAUUAUGCCAAGUGGAGCAGAACUGUGAAACUCUAAAUUACUGGGUGACAAAACAGGCACAAUUGUGGCAACAAAUUUUCAGCUGGACCACCCAAAUGGAUCUUAGGAUGCCAUGCUGCUAGACCAGAACCCCACAACCCCAUCCUGGCAGUGGCAGGAUGUGCAGUGGCAAUCAUUCGUCACAACAUCUAUAGUUAUAGCAGGAAAGGGCUGGAGUUCAGUGGUAGAAAACAUCCAGUGCCUACAGAGGGUCCAAGGUUCAAUCUCUGGUCUCUCCAGGUAGGAAUGAAAAAGAUUUCCAUCUGAAACUCUGGAGAGCUGCUGCCUAUUGAUAUAGAUAAUUCUGAACUCAAUGGACCAGUGCCGUAAAGCAAUGUCCUAUGGUCCAGCAUUAAGCCUAGAUUGAUGGAAAGGUCCAAGGACAUCACCAGGGAACCUGUUGCUGGGCUCCAUUUUCCCUUCCCCCUGACCAUUAGACAUGUUGGGUGGAGCUAAUGGGAGUUGGAGCUGAAGUUCAAAACAUCUGGAGCAUUAGAGGGUCUCCACUCCUGCCUUAACCCAGUGUUGGAGCCCUCCAAUGUAUUCAUGUUUGGAAGUAAGUAGUAUUUGUUUUAGUAGUGCUUACCCUUCUAAGUUUAUGAUUGUAUCCAUAAACUCACUCCUAUAUGCUACAACUGUGGGGUGCAACGGGGAGAAGGGAGGAGAAAACCAGAGUGUGCAACCAGACCACUGACCUAUCAGUUUUCAGAAAUUUAAUUUCAGAAGUGUUUACAAUCGAGGGGUAGCUAGCCAGGCAUGUAUACAGUUACAGGCACUCAUUUCAUUAUUUCUCUUUGAAAAAGGUUAUUCUCCUUUUCUACAACAAAAUGACACUUAUUUCCAAAUGAAUGUGUCCCGCAUUAGGACAGCAGAAGCAAGCCCCAUUUUGUUCCUGUGGUCAUGAUGGGUGCUAUGAUGUAAGUGAAUUUACAAUUUGCAACUUCAGAUGAUCAGAGUAUUUCUCUUUCUAUCAGGGCUGGCAACUUUGGUUUGUUUGUUUUUGUGCUCUGAUGGAAUGCAGAAGAAGGGAAUAAGGAUGUAAAGCAGGGAAUGGGGAGGGGGAGGGGAGGGAAAUGUCAAGUGUGUGAUUCACAACUGAAGCAGCAUUCAUGGCCAUCUAAAAUCUCGCAGCUGCACCAUUGCAUUCACUCAAGUGUAGGUCAUACUAUGUUCAGUGGCGCUUACUCCCAGAUAAGAGUGCAUUGGAUUGCAGCAUUACACUUAGAGAUGGCAACUCUAUGACCCCUCCAGCCACUGCUCUGACUCCUCAACCCACAGCAACAGGACUCCUUCUACCUGUUACGUACAGGCUAGAUAUCAGGGUAAGCUGCUCUUUUUGAAAGUACUACAGACUAUCCCACAGAGUCUAAACUAUGAAGGGAACACAUUGCUAAAUAAGUCCUAAUGGAUUUCUAAUUGUCACAGAUAACUCCUACGCAGAAGAGAACACUCAUAGACUAAGCAAUUUGGUUUCUUGGUUUUUAAAAAGAUAUUUGCGAAGUACAUUGCUGGUACUUCCAAAACCAAUUCAUUUGUUUUCUAUCUGGACAAUGUAAUACUGCUGCAUGUCAAAGACUUCUGCAUAUCCUGUGAAGGAUGGAGAUCAGGAGGGGUGUCCUACCUUGGACAGAAUUGGCAAGGAAAUGGCGGCUGGCAGGGACAGGGGUAAAGUGACAGAGAAUGGUAUAUGCUAGAUGAACCCGGAAUAUUAGAUGCUGUGCUUUGGACUAAUCAUUUGGGACAUGUCAAGUUGAUCAAUUCAGAUUACAUCUAGCUCUUAAACAUGAGUUGGUCCCUCUAGCGGUGCUGUCAGACUAAUAGCAAUGCUAAGAAAGAUGUCUUCCCUUCAGAGAUGAAGCAAGCAAUAUCCAGGCAGAGCAGAACUUUUUGCCCCUCCUUCCUUCAUGACGCUGAAUUCCAUUCUCAGCUCCUUUAGCAGGGUUAACCCUUAGCUUACUAAGGAAGAGAUACGGUGCGCAGUGCUUGGGCUUUUCUUCUGCUCAAUAUUAAUUUCCUCCAUAAAAUAUUUUUUUUCUACACAGAGUCAAACCAUACUGCUGAGUAUCAACAGGGUUGCCAUUUGGCUAUUUUUGAGUGAUGCAGCAUUGCCUCAUGACUUUCUAAGGAGCUUAUAUUUGGCAUCAAGAAACGGGCAAUUGAAAGUGCAGCACAAUUCUAGAUGUGUCUUUCCAGGGGUACGAGAUGACUCUCAGGGUCCCUUCCAGCUCUUCAAUUCUAUGACUCUAUGAUUUCACUGAAGGUUGCAAACUAACUCGAAGAAAUAAAAUUUUACCCAGCUCUUUGUUGAGGAGAUUGCGGUGGUAUACACUCCCUUGAGGCAGACUUGUGAGGAGAGAAAAUGGCUGACUUUACCACACAAGACAACUCCCUCAACUCCCUCACAAGUAUCUCAGCCUUUAAAUUGGAGCCUUAUACUAGACCUUCACAACAACAAAGGUAUGUUCACAGGUGCAUCUGCCACUUAGAAGUUUUGAAUCCAGAUCUCUCCCCCCCUUUGUGAGUUUCUAUGACAUCUUGAUUGAAAUUUGGAAGUUCAGCCAGAUGUUACAGUGGGCAGGAGGCAUAUCUGGCUCAUAUAUGGGAUGUUUUAUACUUUACACACCACAUACCUAUGUUUUACAUCGGUGUCUUCCUUUGUUAAACAUAUUGGUACAAACAGUUUGUUAUUAUGGGGUCACACAGUUGUCUUGUUUUAUCAGAACACAACACAGCUGUUUUACUACGUUCACAAAUGUUACCACAAUGCCCACAACUGCCUUUUCCUUUAAAUUUGAUAUUUGGCUUUGAAAUAACACACAUAAUCUAGAUAAGGUUCUUACAAAUGAUUGUUAUUGACUGCUUUGGGGGAGUAUCCAGUUAUUAUUUAUUUUAUGCAAUUUUCUUACACGCUUUCCCACAAUUGUUUCCCUAAAUGUGUGCAAAGAAAAGGUCACAAGUGCACCUUAAUCUGCUUAUCUUCCUCUCCCCUAUCUUCAUAGCCCUGACACACUCAAUCCAAGCACUGUCUAUCUGGCUUUACAUUUAAAGUAACUACCUCAAAAUAGAAAGAACCCUCCAAUGUCUGAGGGCAUUAAUCAUACAUCGCUGCUGGCAUCCAUUCCAUUGCAAAAGGAUGGAACAUUGCUAAUGGCCCUGUCUCUGAUCUUUGCUUUCAUUACAAGAACUUCUGGGCUGUAGAUGUUCCUUGUCUAUCUUUAACAAUUUCUAAACAUAUCCUCCUACAUAACUGCUAGCUACAAGCUAUGGGUAUGAUCCAGCUGAAGUCAAGCACUUUUUGGUCCCAUUGGAGAGGUUCAGUUACUUGGUUAACUUAUGUUAACCAUACAGGGGAAGGUUGUAGCUCAGUUGUGGAACAUCACCUACAGUAUGCAUGCAGAAGGUCCCAGGUUCAUUCCCUGCCAUUUCCAAGUAGGUUUGGGAGAGACCUCUGUCUAUAAUACCAGAAGGUCAUUGUCAGUCCAUGUGGACAAUACUGAGGUAGAUGGACUAUGGGUCUAAGGCAGUUUUCUGUGUCUCUGUUGAACACAGUGUGAUUUUAAAGUGCCUAAUUUUGACUCAGUCAUGCUCCAUGAUUCUAAGAAGGUGGGACUGAAAGGCACUGCUUAUGGUACAUUUUAAACUCAAUUACAGUUCAAAGUGAGAAGCAUUGCCUCAGCAGAGGGUGGAACAUGGGUACACAAAAACUGCUCAUGAUAAAGGUAAAGGACCUCUGGAUGGUUAAGUCCAGUUAAAGGCAACUAUGGGGUUGUGGUGCUCAUCUCGCUUUUCAGGUUGAGGGAGCUGACGUUUGUCCUCAGACAGCUUUCCAGGUCAUGUGGCCAGCAUGACUAAACUGCUUCUGGCACAACACAUGACGGAAACCAGAGUGCACGGAAACACCAUUUACCUUCCUGCCACAGUGGUAUCCAUUUCUCUACUUGCACUAGUGUGCUUUUGAACUGCUAGGUUGGCAGAAGCUGGGACACAGCAUUGGGAGCUCACCCCGUUGCAUGGAUUCGAACCGCCGACCUUCCGAUCGGCAAGCCCAAGAGGCUCAGUGGUUUAGACCACAGCGCCACCCGCUCCGUGCUCGUGACAAAGAGGGCCAAGUGUACAAUAGUGAUGAAACAUGUUGUACCUUAAAAGAGCACUGGUGAAAUGUGCAUAUUUCAGACAUAGGAGACACCAACACAAAGAAUUUGGGGACGUAUCAGCAUCUGGAAAGCAACGGAAGUGGCAUUUAUGCAUAUAAAUGGGUGUUUUCAGCUCCAAAAGCAUUUCUCCCUCACCUCUGAAAAAUGUCCUCCAUAAAGUCAGGGGUCAUUCUGGAAUGGCACCCUGCCAAGUGCAAGGGUCUGGCUCUGGAAGGGAAUAUUGCCUUCUGCAUCUUUUGCACAGGUGGAGGGAGGGAUCCUGCCUUAUUUUUAAAGUUCCUAAAAAUAGUUAAGUGUUGUAGAAUAAUAAGUAAAAACCAAAUGGUCCUCCCUGCAGUCUCUGCAUGCCAAUAACACCAGUGUGACAGGCACAGCGUGAGUUACGAUCUUAAGAUUCAUUGCAGGGCUCCUUUUCAUCAGGCACCAAACUGGAGUAGUGUGUUGCAGAAAGCUUAGUGUGUGUGCAGCCACUAGACAUUUGCUCCCGCUGCUUAAAAUAGAACGUCUAACUGCGAUGGAUUAAUCUUCCUUUGGCUCUGGUUUUGCUUAGAUUACUGUAGCUGCUACUGUCUGAAAUACCGCUGUACAAUACAAGUAUUUCACAUAAGUCACUUAACAUACUGUCUGCAAAGACCAUGCAUCUCCUCUGAAUCUGCCAACCUUAUAUAUAUAUCUGUCUAUAUGACAGAGGAGGAGGUUCAGCUGUGUUUUGUAACAAUUUCAUUAAGCAUUUUCAAGGUCAGAUCCACAGUCCAGCUAAGGUGAAAUAGUAGGAUUUUAAGCCAUUGUAGUCCUAUUGACGUUAAUGGGACUAAAUUGGUUUAAGUGCAGAGACUUCAGCAUAAUAAUUGGGAAUGUGGAUUGAUCUUGUUAGUUGCCUCCAUUAAAUUAAAGCUUUAUGCCAGAUAAUGGCAUUUUACAAAACAAGCAAACAAACACCCGAAAAACAUUAACCUGCAGUCAUGGAAUCUUCUUUUUCUAUGCAUUGCAGACCUGGGGAUUUUCCCAAAGUGCUUUGAGUCUUUUGAAUUGUGCUGAAUUUUAGUGGUUGGUGAUAAACUGAUAGUGAUUUGAGCAGGGUCAGGAACUUGUGGACUUCCAGACAUUGUUGGACUGCACCUCCCAUAACUCCUGACUAUUGGCCAUGUCGGCUGGAGAUGAUGGAAGACAGAUAUAAAUUACAGCUGAGAGGCCUUUAAAGAAUCUCUUCUUAAAUCAUCUCAGUUUAGGGUUGAGCAGUGAUGUGGCAAAGUUUGAUGAUGACACCAGAUUGUGCAGAGUGGUGAGGAAAGUGAUUGUGAGGAGUUCCAAAAGGAUCUCUCAAAACUUGGUAAAUGGGCAUUAAAAUGGCAGAUGUGAUUCAAUGUAAACAUGUGUAAAUAAUAAUAAUAAUAAUAAUAAUAAUAAUAAUAAUAAUAAUUUAUUCCUAUACACUGCCCAUCUGGUCAGGCCUCCCCAGCCACUCUGGGUGGCUUCCAACAGAAUAUUAAAAACACAAUAAAACAUCAAACAUUAAAAACUUCCCUAAACAGGACUGCCUUCAGAUGUCUUCAAAAAGUCAGAUAGUUGUUUAUUUCCUUGACAUAUGACGGGAGGGUGUUCCACAGGGCGGGUGCCACUACCAAGAAGGCCCUCUGCCUGGUUCCCUGUAACCACACUUCUCACAGUGAGGGAACCACCAGAAGGCCCUCAUCACUGGACCUCAGUGUCUGGGCAAAAUGAUCAGGGUGGAGAUGCUCCUUCAGGUAUACUAGGCCAAGUAAAUUUGAGCAAAAUAUUCCCAACUUCACAAUACUCUUAUGGGAUCUGAACUGGUGGUGACUGGCCAGGAAAUAGAUCUUGUAUAUGGCUCAAUGAAACUGUCAAACUAGUGUGUGUCAGCGGUGAAAAAGAUAAAUUCCAGGGAUUAUUGGGAAACUUAUAUUGUCUUAGUGACAGCACUAGAACCUGGGGUUUUCCAAAGAAGCUGAAGGUUGGAAGAUGUACCGGUACUUCUUCGGCCAGCACAUAGUUAAUUUUUAAACCUAUCCAGUUAUUUAUGCAUUAUUACUGUUGUUGUUGUUGUUUUUUAAAACCAUUUUAGCUGCUUCCAUUAUAUGUUUGUAAAUUACCUUGAUACACGUGAAAAUUCAGUUGCAGUAGCAGUAGUAGUAUUAAUAAAUUCACAACCACACAAUAGAGUAAUGACCAACUUAGAUGACUUUAAAAGGGGAUUAGAAAAAAAAAUCAUGGAGCUUAAGGCUGCCCAUGGCUUCUAGCCAUGAUGAUUGUGUAUUACCUCCAGUAGGAGGGCCAGUAUGCCUCUGAAUGCGAGAUUCUGUGGAGCCCAACUGGGGAGGAUGCUGUUGCGUUCAUGUCCUGCUUGCAGGUUUCCUACAGGUAUCUUGUUGGCCACAGUGAGGACAGGAUGCUGGAAUAGAUGGGCAUUUGGUUUGGUCCAGCAGGGCUUUUCUGAAGAGCCCACAGGCAGUGUUCAACUACAGUGGUACCUCAGGUUACAUAUGCUUCAGGUUACAUACACUUCAGAUUACAGACUCCGCUAACCCAGAAAUAGUACCUCAGGUUAAGAACUUUGCUUCAGGAUGAGAACAGAAAUUGUGCUCCGCUGGUGCAGCGGCAGCAGGAGGCUCCAUUAGCUAAAGUGGUGCUUCAGGUUAAGAACAGUUUCAGGUUAAGAACGGACCUCCGGAACGAAUUAAGUACUUAAACAGAGGUACCACUGUAGUCCAGCCCACCAGGGCAAGGAUUUCUGCUUCCCGUCUCUUCUCUCCCUGCACAUACUUGGCACUCUCAUCAGAUAUACGACAGAGGGCUGGAAGAGCCCGAGAACAGAUUUAGGCAUUGCAGGAAGGAGGGAAGAGAGGGAGAGAACAUUCCCUUGUUGAAGAAGUACUUGCGCUGUCCGUGGAGCUCUGCUUUGGAUACAACCCAAGGGGAGUCAUGUAGCAGGGACAAAGGUGGCAAAUGCUCCCGCCUUAUUUUUAUAUAUAGAAAAAUCAGGGCCAGUCCUUAUUUUCUAAGAAAUGCUGCCUAUAUUAUGUCCAGAAGUAUCACUUAGCUUGUGUUGGCUCUGGCAUCUUCUGAUUACACUACAGUAUAUAAUGGGAUUUCCUCCCCCGCCCUUCUUUUUGCAAAUGCUAAUAGUUUUGUUAGUGAAAGUGCUGGACUUCUCUCCAAUCUAGCUCUGAUGCUAGAUUACUAAGCAAUAACAAGGAAAAAGUAAACAGGGGAUUUGCUGAUGAAUUGGGCCAUUGGCCAAAAAUAGUACUACAUUAAGAGUAAACCUAGUUACUAUAGCAACAGAAAGGGAGGGGAUGUACCCAAAAGCUAGGGUAGGGUGACAAGACACUUGGGAAGUGCAGAAGCAAUAGGGGCACAGGAAAUAGCCAAAAGAAAGAGUAUGUGAUCAACAAAAUAAUAUACCCCCCCCAGAAGGCCAGAAUAUAUAUUCUCUAUUCACUGUUCAUGGAAUCGUUAAGCUGAUUUGUGCAGCUUUGCAAUCAAAAGCCUGGGAAUUGAAUCAAUUCCCUCAAGGUAGACAAUAAGUUAUGCAUGUCAUCUUUAAGACCUGGUCCAGAAGCAAGUACAAGCGAUAAAUUAUAUAAGACAAAUUGUAUCUGGGAACAUAUAACACAAGCUGGCAGAACACAACAUGUUUUUGUAAUCCAGGUGUAACCUUAGAAAAUGUCAUCCCAGAUGUUCAGGGAUUAGUGGACUCAGGGCUAAUUCAAAGAACAGUCUGCAUAUAAUUUAGCAUUUGGCAGAGCAAAGGUGCACCAAUUUAUUGUAUAUGUGCUUAUUUAUUUAUAAUCUGUUUUUCUAAACACAGCUGGAGGUAUGAAUCUGCAAAACCUGGGGCAUCCUCUUGUGUGAGAGGAUGUGACAUGCAGGCUGUUGAAUCCAAACCCAGAAGUUUAAACUUAAUUAAACCAACGUGUAAAUGGAGCUUUCUGGACAUUGUGAACUGUGCAGUUCAGUCGAAACAAGGCAGUAAUACACUUGAUGAAAGAGUAGCAAAAAACUGCUGGAGAAGUGAAUAUAAACAAAAGGCACAUUGAAUAACCACAUAGCACAGAGCUCAGUAUAAUAAUAAUAAUAAUUUUAUUUAUUCUAGUCAUACCCCACCCAUCUGACUAGGUUGCCCCAGCCACUCUAGACAGUUUCCAGCAUAUACAAAAACAUAAUAAAACAUUAAACGUUUAAAAGCUCCCUAAACAGAGCUGCCUUCAGAUGUCUUCUAAAGCUUGUAUAGUUACUUAUCUCCUUGACAUCUGAUGGGAGGGCGUUCCAAAGGGUGGGCGCCACCACCGAGAAGGCCUCGUGAGAAGUCUUGUCACCUUCAGUGCCAUUCGGGCUUCACAGGCUUCUAGUAAGAUAAACAAUACACAGUGGCAAUCUGUGGGGCAAAGGCAGUGCUCCCCCCAUGGGUGUACUCAAGGGUACGCAGUACUGGCACCUAUUUUUCUAGAAGGUAAUGUUUAUACCCAUUCUAUGUGUGCCCUGCCAUGUUGAAAUGCACUAAUCAGGAGCAAAAUCUAUAGCAUUAGCCUGCCAUGGUAUGCCUUUUUUGGUUAUCAGUUGCUGGCAUGCUAUAUAUGCAUGACCAUGAGGUAGUGGACCAGGGUCGUGAGGGGUGAAAGACCUGUUACUAUUUCUGUUCUAGGAUCCCUCCAGGGUCCCUGUCUCCAAAGUCCUAAAAGCACUCAAUCACCAUGAAAGGGAAGCUUUUUAGCCACUUCAUGCUCCAAGCUAAACAUUUAGGAACACACACACACACACACACACACACACAGACAGACACAAAGUAAGGUCCUUCAGUUUCAACAAACUGGUGUGCAAGUUCUGUCACCUACAAUGGAACUACACAGAAAACAUAACUUAAGUCACUCCAAAAGAAGAUACUGGAGGAAUCUUUGCAUGAGUUAAUACUUUUUUAAAAUCCUUUUUGAGCUGUAUGGUAUCUUUUAUUUCUGUCCUUCCAGGCUGUGAUGCUUUAUAGUACACAUUUGUGAUUUACCAUGUAUGUGCACAGAAAAUAGUAGAUCUGAAAGGCAAAAUAAGGAGAUCUGCAUUUAUGAUUGCAAAAUUGCUAUUAUUCUAUAAUUAUAAGAUUAUUAUAUAAUCUUAGAAAGUUGUCUAUGCUUAGAAGGGGCAUGCAUUUGAGUGGGAGUAGUUGUAACUAUUAUGAAGGGAACCUGCACUUAUGAAUUUUCCACUACCCUACUGCAUAUGUGCACUGGCUGAUGAAUGUAACAUGCACACUUAAACAAAUAAAGGGUAUGUGUGGAAUGUUUGCAUGAGUAAAUGCUUUACUUUCAGCACACCUAAUAUAUAAAGCAGGGUUUGUGCAACGUGUAAGCAAGACAAUGGAAAGAAAGAAAGAAAGAAAGAAAGGAAGGAAGGAAGGAAGGAAGGAAGGAAGAAUGGAAGAAUUUCAUGGGAAGAUAUAUAGUGGUCCCAAAGCUCCUAAUGUCUUGGCAGCAGUGACUUUUUAUUUAAAUAUGAAAUGUCACCUUUCCUCCCAUUUAGAAUUAUUCCUAGUGACUUCACAUCCCUGCCUUCACUUGCAAGCACUUUGUCCUCUUGGAGCUGCAAGCAUCUCCCGGAGCUCAUUCUGCCUCUUUGCACCACUGCAGCCCAACAGCUGAACUCAUUUGUAACAAGCUCCUAUUUUCCAGUUUGAUGUUGCGCUUGAAUAUUCCCCCUGGCAUCUCCGCAGGCACAGCCUGCGUUCUAUGAUCUGAGCUGCAGAGUUUUUCCACUCGCAUAAUAACAUGCAAAGUAUGGUCUGGCGGGUGUCUUGACUUCACCCGUGAGCCUGGAAAUGUGAUUGAUGCACACACACAGCUGAGGUGGGGAUUAAUUUGUCAACCUGUGCUGAGAAACGUCUACAGUGCACCACGGAAUAGCUUGCUAGAGACAGGAGAGUGAGGCUUUCCCGGGGCCAGAGCAAAAUGUAUCUGCUAUGGCAAUAAAUAGCUCUAAUACUCUCACUAUGACGUUCAUCUCAUUCCCACAGAAUGGCUGUUAUUAAUUAUUGUGUAUUAAACACCAACUGUGUGCUUGACCCUGUAAAAGAAAUGUUCUUUGCCAAAGGAGCUUAUUAGCAAAGGAAAUACAUAGCCAGCACACAGAGAGAGAAAUUUUAGCUUUUGUCAUCCAAGGCAUAGUAAAAGUAGCCUUUGGGUGGAAUUCAACAGUGCGCUAAUAAUAUUGUUCUGUCAGCACAAGCAUUUCCGUUUGCCAGACAAAACCAUCUCCCCACCCUCCUUUCCUGCAUGCUGUUUUGGGGGUUCUCCUGACCCUCCAAACUGGAUUUGGAGGAGGUUGGUGUGAGAGGAGAGAAGGAAAAAUUCUUUUGUUCUAGUGCAGGUCCUUGUGCUGGCUUCUAUUAGCCCACCUGGUUAGCUGAAUUGAGCCAUUUGAGUGGGACAGUUGGGCUGCCCGGGGAUUGGGACAAACCAUUGCCAUAUCCAAUAUGCACCAAAGAGCAAGUGAUUCUGGCUAUAGGACCCAUAUGAUGUGUUUCAUUGGUGCAACACCUUCUUGGACUGUACCACUUAGAGCUGUAAGUGGGGAGGCAUUUCCCAAGGGGCAGUCAAUGUCCUUGCACACACAAAACUUUAAUGGCAUCUUUCUGAUUUGCUAGCUGAAUGUGCAGGUGGAGCUUCACAUGGUUCAGUGCUCUUCUGUGAUACUCCACCUGCAGUGGGAAAUGAUACAGUCCAGGAGAACAUAUAACACCUGGACCUCUGCAUUUGUAAACAAGGCAUAAUUUGACAUUGUGGGUUCCUCCUCCAGUACAACCUCUUCUUUCUUAUUUAUUUAUUUGUUGAAUUAGUUUACUGCUCUUCAUCCGAAGAUCUCAGUGUGUUUCACAGAAUGAAAAUACAAGAUAAAAGCACAAAAUACAUAAUAAAAACAAGAACAAAACAAUACCCCCGGCCACAAACACAUUUAAAAGGACAUAGGAUGUUAAUCAGCCAAAGGCUUGGUUGAAGAGGAACAUUUUCGCCUGGGGCCUAAAGAUAUAUUAGGCACGAGGAGAGCCUCCCUAGGGAGAGCAUCCACAAAGGGGGAGCCACCGCAGAAAAGGCCCCUUCUUGUGUUGCCACCCUUCAGAUCUCUCAUGGAGAAUGCACACAAAGAAAGGUCUCAGAUGAUGCUUGCAGGGUCUGGAUAGAUUCAUAUAGAAGGAAGAGGUAUUGUGGUCCUGAGCUAUUUAAAGCUUUAUAGGUCAAAACCAGCCCUUUGAAUUGGGCCUGAAAACUAAUUGGCAGUCUGUGCUGUCAGGCCAGGAUCAAUGUCAUACGCUCAAACUGUCGUGCCCUGGUGAGCAACCUGACUGCUAAAUUCUGCAAUAGGCAGGAUGGAGAACUGGGCCACAACUAACAAAAUGAAUUUCAAGGGAGCGAAAUGUAAAGUUCUGCUGUUAGGUAGGCAAAAUAAGAAGCACAUAAUGGGUGACAUCUGGCUUGUCAGCAGUACAUGUGAAAAGGAUCUGGGUGGCUGCUUUUUUUUAAAGUAGAUUGCAAGCUAAAUAUGAGUCAGCAGUUCUGUGUGUGCAAAAAAACAAAAAAGGCUCAUGAGAUUCUAGAUGACAUCAACAGAAAUAUGAUGUUCAGAUUACAAGAAGUAUUGAUUCCACUCUUGUUUGCUUUGGUCAGAUCUCACCUGGAGUGCUGUGUCCAAUGAAAGUACAAACUGGAAUGUGCCCAGAAGAGGGUAACACAGAUUGUGAGUGGCCUAGAGACCAGUCCUGUGAUGGAAGAUUUUAGGAACUGGGCAUGUUCAGUCCAGAGACAAUUAAAAGGUGAUAUGUUAGCCAUCUCCAAAUAUCUGAAGGGCCCUUACACAGAUAAUGGAGCAAAUUUGUUUUCAGCUGCUCCAGAGAGUGGACCCUGAAUUUACAGGUUUGAAACAUAGGAAAUAAGAUUUCAACAAACAAUUGAAGAUGAUGGAGUCUCUUUGGUUAGAGGGUUUGCAGCAGAAGCUGGAUGACCAUCUGGCAGGGCUGCGAUUUCCUGAAUUCCACAUUAUGCCAACUCAUAUAUGUGAAUACUCAGCAGCAUGCAGAUACUACUAUGGUUGACUAGCUUCCACACUUUAUGUGAGUGGCCUGAUUGCAUAAGCAAUGCCACUUUGGAAGAAUGCACUCACACUUAGUGGCCACUUCUCUUUCAUGGACAGACACACAAAAAAUCACAACUGGCAUACUUCUUGUUCAUAGAAGAGAAGUCACGUGUGAGCUGCUCUUGGUAGCCUUGGCAUUACUCUCACACUUGACCCAUCUGUAAAUAUGGGUGGACUGGAAGGGGUACAAUGAGAUGGUCCUGUACAAAUCUGUGUUAAUAGGAGGUGGGAACAUAAUAAUUGGCUACAAACCUGCCAGGUAGGGGAUUAUCCAAAAGUCAGGAAAGAUGCCUCCAUCGAGCCAUGCAAGCAGCAAAAUGAAUAAUCCUCCAACUUUGGAAAGCCACACCAAGAGCAGAAAACUGUAUACAAGACAUCCUGCAACUAGGAGCCCAUGAGAAAAUUGAGCUCCAGAAACUACAAAAAGUCAAGUUUCCAAGAUAUUUGGAGCACAUUUUUAGAACUCUUCACCAAGACUGAGCAAGCUAGUUUCCUGCUGAUCCAGAGUGUAGGGCCAUUGAAUUCAAAUUACAAGAAAGGAGAUUCUGACUAAACAUUAAGAAUAACUUUCUGACAGUAAGAGCUGUUCAACAGUGGAACGGACUCCUUUGGGAGGUGGUGGACUCUCCUUCCUUUGAGAUUUUUAAGCAGAGGUUGGAUGGCCAUCUGUCCGGGAUUCUUUAGUUGUGAUUCUUGCAUUGCAGGGCAUUGGACUAGGUGACCCUGGGGGUCCCUUCCAACUCUACAAUUCUUUGAGUAAUACCCACAACCAGGAAAAGUGGGAGGCACAAUGCAGGGAUGGAAACUUCUGCAAUUGUUCAUAAUCAUAAACUUUAUUGCACUAGCCAAAGGCCAUGGCAUCAUCUAGAAACACAACAAUUUUUACAGUUGUUAACCUGGGAUUCCAAUGCAGAUUUGACACUGAUUGAUCCUAACUCUUAUCUGAGCAUGUGAGCUUGAGCCCUGCAUGGCACACCAAAGAACUGAACAUCAGAAGUGAAAAUGCUGUAGCUGUAAAGGGUGUAGGCAUGAGGGCAGAUGGAGGUAGGGGGUUGGCUGGGCUGGGCUGGGAGGUAGGGAGCAGAGGGAAUAAGAGAGUAUACUGUUUUAUUGUAAUGAUGUGAAACCCCUAAUAAACUAUAUCUAAAAAGGGGAGAGGUUUUGGCACAUACCAUGCCUGUGUAAAAAAGAGAUCCAUCAGGAGCAACAGGCAUAAUUGUUGUCUGGGAGUGAUGCAGGACUGACAUUGUAAAGAUGGAUAAAAGGAAUCACUUAAAAGGGAAGGUUGAAGGGAAACUUGUUCAGGUAAGGCUUAAUAACGAAGGAAAAAACUGGGGAAAGCAGAAAGGAUUUAAGUUAUACAAAGGAGAAGAGGACUGGGCAAAAAACACUGUGAUGCUUGGGAUUCACUUGAGUGCCAUUUAAAGAUCCAACAAGAGAAACCUUAUGAUGAGUAGGAGUCCUGACCUUUCUCAGAAGCGAGGGAUGUAUCAGGUGCACUCUGAGAUAAGAGCAUGCUCCAGGAUCUGGAGGGUUCUCUGAAGCUAGGUCUUCUGAUAUUACACUGCUCAUGUCAGUAGGCAAGGGGUUUCCUGGGUUACUGGGAGUGCUUGUACAAGUAAAAAAAAGUAUCUGAAUUGUCCUUUUUAGUAGACAAAUAGGCUUGGUCCAGAGUCACCAGUAUAAGGUGAAUAUAGUUUGAAAAAUAAAUAAUUGAUAGGCUUUAUUGUGGUGCUGUGUGUGGUCCAGAGGGCCAUGCAACAAUACUGGGAUGAAGGUGGGCUCUCAAAAAGGCAGUACUUAGUAAACAGUGUCCUGAGCCUAUAGCCAUCUUAAAGCGAGUACACCCUUUUCAGUAAGUCUGUGUGGUGUAGUGGAUAAAGCAUUGGCUUAGGGCCAGGGAGUCUGGUGUUCAAACUCCUACUCAUUCAUGAAGUUCACUGGGUGACUGUAGGCCUGUUGUUCUCUCACCCUAAUCUACCUCUAAUCUACAGGGUAGUUGUGAGGGUAAAAUGAAGGGGUGGGAAAUGACCAUAGAUGGUACCCUGAGCUUGUUGUGGCAAGGGUGACAGAAAUAGAUAACCCACCUUUAUUUUAUUAUUGCAUUAUCUUCCACUUUCUCACCAGAAACCCAUGAUAGUAUAAAACAAUUAUUUCUGUUACACAUGCCAGAGAGCUGGCAACAAAUUUGUGAGGUAGGUGAGGCUGAGAGACUGUGACAGGCUCAAGUUCACCCCACAAACCUUUUGGCUGAAUGUGAAUUUGAACUUGGGCCUCCCUGGCCUUUAACACUCUAUGACCCCAGUAAGCAGAACCAGUUAGAGGCUCUCAUGUCAGUGGCUGAGCCAAAUUCAAUUCCUUUUUUUAAAAAAAUAAUAUUUAUUAGUAGUUUCAGAAUUAUAAGAAGAAAAAAAAAACAUUAAAAAACAACACUAUAAUACAUAAAAAGAAAAGAAAAAACACAAAAACCAAUACAACAAUACAACAAAAAGAUAAAAAACAACAACACAAAUCCCAAAUUACAUAUCUAAAACUUCCAAUUGCUUGUUUCAUUGACUUCCUCACACCUCCCUUUUUGUAUUCUAGUUUAAUUAGUUAUUUCAGCAAAUUCUUUUCAUCUUUCUCAAUUUUUGUUAAAAAUUUUAUCCUAAGCUAAUUUAACCUAAUAAUUAGCUCAACAAAUCCUUUCCAUCUUUCCCCAUAUUCUAUUAUCACAUUACCUUAAUUUAUUUAACCUUAUCUUACCCUAAAAUACCUUAAAGCUUGAAUCUUAGUUAUCAAAUAUACAUUACUCCUGAUAUCAUUUCUGCUAAAGUCAUAUAGUUUCAUUCCAACAUUUUCCCUAAUAUUCAUUAAUUUUUAGCCAAUUCCCUAAAUAGAAAAUUUUCUUUAUAAAUUUUCUUCCAAUCUUCAUCCAACGUCCCUUCUUCCUGGUCUCGGAUCGUGUCAGUCCUUACUGUCCAUUCCAUCUAGUCCAUCAACCUGGAAGCCUUAUGUCCGAGGCCCUUAAGUCUCUUCCAUGUCCCUUCUGCAAUUCUUCUCCUUCUUGUUUAUACUUGCCCUUUUCCUUGUCUUUUGUUGGUCUCUUUCUUAGUUUCUUUCCUUUCUCAUUGAGGGGUAGGCCUCUGGGGGAUUCCAAGCCAAAAUUGUCUCCAUCUCCCUUCAUCAAACCUGCCCAUUCCCCAUAGUCCCACUCCCCACAAUCCUCAAUAUAGUCCAAAAAGUAUUUAAAAGCAUAUUCCAAAGUCUCUCCAAUGUUGGGAACCUCCUCAGCUCCAGACUCCCCCUGGCCCACUCCAACUUCAAUCUUCAAUGACAGCGGCUCAUACUCCUGUAGGGCCUCGGGACUCUCCAUUUGUAUUAUUUGGGGUGCAACCGCAUCCUCCUCCAUUAUCUUCUGCACUUGCCCAGUCAGUACAGAUUCAUGAGUUGGUCCCUGGAUAAUUUCUGUAUCAAUAUUCCCUGUUUGCCCACAGUUAUUAACUGCAACAGUCAAAUCCAUUUUCUCAUUCAUCAAGUCCAUCUUCUCAUGCAUCUGUUCCAGCAAGGCACUUGUCUUGCAUAAGGCAAGCACCCAGUCUUCUUUCCAGCUCAUCUUUAGUCAAGGUCAGAAAAGCCUGUUCCCACGGUCUUAAUCUCACAUCUGUUGAGCCCUCAAAUGUACUGCAGCAACAAUUUGACAAGCUUCCUCUAGAGGAGGCAAUUUCUAUUUGUAUCCAAUUUUUUUAGGCAAGUCCAACAAAGGAAAAUUACUUUCGUUUUUCAGAUAUUUUUCAGAUAUUUUGUUUCUUUAGGAUGCAAAAGGCAACAUUGGAAUCAGCUUGUUUCUCUUCUUUAGCUAUCUGUCAAAAUAUUCCAUUCACGGUCAGUGAACCUCUCCAACAAUUUCUGUCUCUGACACCCCGUUCCCAGGUUAGAGACGGUGGAAACUUAUCCUUCUUCACUCCCUCUCCUGCUAGGGUUGAACAAAGUCCCCCCCCUUUUCUCCUGCUUCCAAGGGGGUUUCAGUAAUUCUGGAUGAAGGAAAUUUAGACUUUUUUGACAACUUUCCAGGCUUUAGCUUACAAAGUUUUUGCUUUAGUCUAUAUACAAAAAGCGGAAGGCAGACUUCCUGUUUUGAACCUUCCCGCUUCGUUACCAAAUUAAGAAAUUUCUUGAUCCAAUUUUCUGUUUCUACUCACGGGUACUUGUUUUAAAUCCAAUUGUCCUCAGGAAAAAGUCAGCGCUCUCCGGCAAUGGCUGUGCGGCUUCACUCCAUGAAAGUAGCAGUCAGUUCGCAGCACCGCGCUUCUCACCCCACUUCUCUCCGGAGCCCCUAAAUGGGAUUCCCUGUGAGUAGGGGGGCGCUCCUGGUGCCCUGCCGAACCCCACGUUCCCAGGCUUCCUCCGCCUGGGAUUUCUAGCGGGUCCCCACCUUCGCCGUGGCGGGAAGACCCAGUUUCCACGGAGCCCGUUCCUCUGGACGGAGGAACUCCGCCAUUCACCAAUGGCGCUGACCCGGAAGUCCCAAUUCCUGACUGUGAGCCUGAUAUUAGUUAUCAGGAGACUACUCUAUCUGAUCCUGAACCACUUCCCAUGGCAUCAGAACCUGUAGAGACAGAGUCAGGACCCUCAUGAGUGCCUUCCCCUGUGCCUGAUGAACUGUGUGCCUCCCAAACCACCUUGAUAGCUCAAUAGUGCAUGGAGUACAAGCAAAUGCCUGUACAGUGGUACCUUGGGUUAAGAACUUAAUUUGUUCUGGAGGUCCAUUCUUAACCUGAAACUGUUCUUAACCUGAGGCACCACUUUAGCUAAUGGGGCCUCCUCUUGCUGCUGCUGCGCUGCCGGAGCAUGAUUUCUGUUCUCAUCCUGAAGCAAAGUUCUUAACCCGAGCUACUACUUCUGGGUUAGCGGAGUCUGUAACCUGAAGUGUCUGUAACCUGAAGCGUCUGUAACCUGAGGUACCACUGUAUUCAAGUCAGAGCAUUGGCCCUUUAGAAAUUCUGCUUCUCAAAAAGGAAGCAGAGCUUAGGAAAGACAAACUUGGGGACACAGACUUAGCUUGAGUGAGUUGGUGUGAGUUGCUCUCCUGGAGCUCUCCAUGAUGCUGCCAUACUUCACCUGCCUUGCUCCAUAGAACCAGAAGAGGACACUCUAGCUACAAUGCCACACUAGCUCUCAGUGAUCUUUCCCAGCCCAGCUGCUUGAAGUUAUUUUUGCAGAAGAUGUUGAAAAUGUAGCCUGGGACUGCUUUGUAUGGGCAAUUCAACUAACUGAAUAAGCCAGCACAAUAAAAUGGAUUAUUAUCACCAAUCAUCAUCAUCAUAUUUUUUUUAAUCAGCAUCAAAGCAUAAUAUAAAUAUGUUAGGUAGCCCUUCCCAUUUUGUGUAUUUGGGUAGGUUUUACCUAAUGAGCCACGUCAGCAGAAGCCCUGAUCAAGGACUUCCACUUGUGCAAUGUGGCAUCCCCACCCAAUUGGCUCCGGGAAGGGUCAGAAAACAGCCCCUCCCCGAAUAGAGCACAGGGGGCAGAGAGGGGGAAUCAUUCUGUCUAAAUAUUCAUCAUAGUGUGGCACUGAAUUUUGCCCUGUGUGUUUUAAAAUCAGCGCAUCUCAGAAAGUAGGUUUGACUUGAAUACUAACAAGUUCCAUUAGAAAUAGUAAAUUUCCUCCAUUUAAUUUACAUUGGCCACUUCUUCUAAACACUACUCAUUAAGCUCUGGCAACUGGGUUUCCUGGCUGUGGGUGCUCCCCAAAGGCCUUGCUCUCCAGCGAUGUACCAAUGUUGCAGACACUGCAGAUCAGCAGAGUUCACAAAUUUAUAUGUGGAGUUUAAAAAUAAAUGAUGUAUCAAAGUAGGGCCAGUUUCCCUGUAGGGUAUUUAUGGCAAGGAAAAAUAAUCUCGUAUCUAUUGUUCAUUUACUUUCAGGGAAUUAGCUCUUCGGAUGUUAAUUCAAAUAAAUAAACUGAAGGUGAUAAUGGCCGAAAUAAGUUUUCAUGCUGCUUGUAAGCAAAGGGACAUUGAAAAGCUGCUGUGUUCUUUUAAAAAUGCAUAGUUAAGGUUUUAUUCAAAAUGCCAUUAAUGUUUUAAAGAGCUGGCAUACAACAAAUCAUAUGAGACGUGCAGCUUUCAGCCUUAUGAAAUUUAUGGACAGGCUAUGUUGAAAAAUGAAAGAGAAGAAAAGACAAGGAAGGCACUUAGAUCUGAUCUUGUUUUUGAAGCAAAUGCUAUCAUUACACUCUGUUUUAAAUUGUAAUACAGUUUUUGAUGGUCUGAGAUCUAGCUCCGAGAGCCUUCUGGAGGUUCCCUCACUGCGAGAAGUGAGGUUACAGGGAACCAGGCAGAGGGCCUUCUCAGUGGUGGCGCCCGCCCUGUGGAACGCCCUCCCAUCAGAUGUCAAGGAUAUAAGUAACUAUACAACCUUUAGAAGACAUCUGAAGACAGCCCUGUAUAGGGAAGUUUUAAAUGUUUAAUGUUUUAUUAUGUUUUUGUAUAUGUUGGAAGCCACCCAGAGUGGCUGGGGUAACCCAAUCAGAUAGACAGGGUAUAAGAAGUAAAUUAUUAUUAUUAUUGCUAUUAUAUAAAUCUAGGAGUAGCACUAGUAUUAGCCAUCUAACAGCUCUGUUCAUCUCAAGAAUAUGCUUAGCAAUGGGGGGGGGGGGGCAUAAAAAACAUCCGUUAGGGUGGUUUGAUAAGAGAGAUGCAUCUUGUGUUGGUUGUAAAUUCAAAAAAAUACAAAAAAAAAGUCCCAGGUAUGGCAGGUUUUACACAUUUAUGUACCUGCUAUGUGCCAGUCCUUAAAGAUUCUCUAAAUAUGUUUGGGCGUUUGAAGAAAUCAAGUGUGUGCGUGUGCGUGAGUGUGUGUGUGUGAGAGAGAGACAGAAUGAGAAUUUCAGUUUCAAUGCCUUCCCUUAAUGGAAUGAUAGAAAUGUAAGCACAUUUUUUUAUUAAAAAAAUUAAAAAUUAAUUUUAGCCCUAGGAUUUGCAUUUCAAAUCACAUAAUAAUGGAAUAAUUUAUGAGCCUCCUUUAGUAGUCUGCAUGGAAAGAUUAAGUAUUAACCACUUCCAUUACUUUUAUCAUAAUCUAGAAUGGCUCACUCGAAAUCACAUUCCUUCGCUGCAGUGUGAAAAGCUUUCAGUGCGUGGCUGGGAGGUUGGAACGAUGAAACAAUUGCUGACGGGUUUCAACAUUUGUGAGAUCACAAGUGAGUAGCAAUGGCCAGCUCAAAACUUUUUGCUGGCUGAAUAAAGGACCAGACCAUGUCAUUUUCCAUAUGCAGAAGCUGGCCAGAGCAGCACUUAAUUCUUACUUCAAGACUCAUGAAAGUCCUAUGCUAUACCUGAGAGAAAGAAGCUGAUUUUAAGGGAUGUAGGGCACACCUGACUCUCCAGCAUCCUGCUGCUGAUUUGUAGCUCCCCAGCACCUGCUGCCUGAGGCAGCUGCUUUAUAAGACCAAUGACCCAUUUAGCCCAGCAUCCUGUUCUCACCGUGGCCAACCAGAUGCCACUAGUAGGACCCAAGCACAAGAACUCUCUUCCCUCCUGUGGUUUCCAGCAACUGGUAUUUAGGAACAUUACUACCUCUAGCUGAAGCAGCAGAGCCAUUGAUAGCAUCGUCCAGGUCUUUAUGUGCAGUUAUCAUUUGCCUUCCUGGAACCGCUGGCUCACAAGUUACUCUGGGCCUGGAGCACAUUAUAAGAUUUUUGUGUGUUUUUUUGCAUUUAGAAGUAUAUGUGCAUGAAGCAGAGACAUCACCUUGCCAACAAAGGUCCGUAUAGUUAAAGCUAUGGUUUUCCCAGUAGUGAUGUAUGGAAGUGAGAGCUGGACCAUAAAGAAGGCUGAUGGCUGAAGAAUUGAUGCUUUUGAAUUAUGGUGUUGGAGGAGACUCUUGAGAGUCCCAUGGACUGCAAGAAGAUCAAACCUAUCCAUUCUUAAGGAAAUCAGCCCUGAGUGCUCACUGGAAGGACAGAUCGUGGAGCUGAGGCUCCAGUACUUUGGCCACCUCAUGAGAAGAGAAGACUCCCUGGAAAAGACCCUGAUGUUGGGAAAGAUGGAGGGCACAAGGAGAAGGGGACGACAGAGGAUGAGAUGGUUGGACAGUGUUCUUGAAGCUACCAGCAUGAGUUUGACCAAACUGCAGGAGGCAGUGGAAGACACGAGUGCCUGGCGUGUUCUAGUCCAUGGGGUCACGAAGAGUAGGACACGACUAAACAACAACAACAACGGCAUGAUUUGGUUUCUAUCCAUACUUUUGUGCACUGCCC
Messenger RNA from Podarcis lilfordi (Lilford's wall lizard), 22703 nucleotides. Lineage: Eukaryota; Metazoa; Chordata; Lepidosauria; Squamata; Lacertidae. The record is from the annotation of a GenBank genome assembly.